AUGAGUGAAGAUGAUUAGGUGUUGGGGAAAAUGGAUUAGCAGUCGUACAAAAUAGUCAAAGAGUAAAAUGAACAAAUUUAAGUUACAAUUACAGAAAAAAAUGAUUAAAUUGAGAAAUUAUAAGCUAUAUAGAGAGAAUUAAUAUCAAGAAUAGAGGAAAUGUCUAAGGAUCUUGUAAAUCAAGACGAAUAAAAAAUAGUUUUGGAAAAGAGUAUUGAAAAAAUCAGAAGUGAAGAUGAAUCUAAAUAGUUUAAAUUGAAAGAUCAAUUGAUUCAAUUCGAACAAAGAUAUACCGAAUAAGAAAAGCUGAAUGAAAUAUCGUUCAAUUAAUAAAAAUUCAGAGAACCAAAUAGAUAUUUUUGUGAUGUAUAAAAAUGCAAGGACGGAAAAAAUUAAUUGAAAGUCUUGUUCCACCCCGACUUUAAAAUUAUAAAGUUAUCGACCGAUAUUCAAUAAAAAUCUAUGAAUUUUAUUGCUUACUUGGAAAAUAAUGAUAUUUCUCAUGUGAUUUAACAAAAAUUUCAAACAGAUUCAAAAAAUAAUAAAGUUAUUUAAGGAAAUGAAGUAACCCUUAAAAUCGAAUGA
Molecule: messenger RNA, 585 nt
Organism: Paramecium tetraurelia
Lineage: Eukaryota; Ciliophora; Oligohymenophorea; Peniculida; Parameciidae
Exons: 3
Source: RefSeq, a predicted model, not a curated record